Messenger RNA from Belonocnema kinseyi, 5290 nucleotides. Its product is annotated as centromere-associated protein E-like. Gene Ontology annotation, cellular component: cytoskeleton. The record is from RefSeq and is a predicted model, not a curated record. Lineage: Eukaryota; Metazoa; Arthropoda; Insecta; Hymenoptera; Cynipidae. The transcript is spliced from 34 exons. The coding region runs from base 194 to 5113 and encodes 1639 amino acids.
UUGACAACACAACUGUUUCCGCGUGUUUUUUUGGUGGGAUUUAUGCUAUGCUAUGGUCGUAUGUCAGUGAAAAUGGCGUGUUGACGUAUUCAUAUUUGCUUUGACAUUUUCUUCUUAAUUCGGAGUGUAGGGUAGUUUUAAAUCCUUUGAUUUUUGUUAAUGAGGACUGAAUUAAUAGACCCUUUUUCCUACGAUGUCAUCGAUCGGAGGGAAGUCCAGAUAUUCGACUGAUUUUUCUCGGACUUUAAAACCCAGUCAAUCUUCGAAUGGCAAAGAAAUUAGUGAAUCAGAGGAAUUGUGCAGUGAAACAGAAGGUUUACGAAUACUCGACGAAUUCAAGAAACUUUACGAAAAUCGCAUCGAUGCAGUCGAUCAAGAUUCCUCGGUUACAGAAUUUGAACGAAUUUCGAAAAAGUUUAAAAUAAUGACCGAAUGGGUCAAAGACUUGAGGGAACAAAAUGUAAUGUUAGUUCGCACAGUUGAAGAUUUGGAACAAGCAGCGGUUUCUAGAGUUAAGCUUUUAGAAGAUAAACUACUCCACUCAUCUACUCUUGUUUCUGAAAAUAUUAUACAAUGCACUAAUUCGGGAGAGGCUUUAAAUAAUCUCUCGGAUCGUGUGGGCGAAUUAGAGAGAGAUGAGGAUUAUCUACAAAAUAGGAUAGAAUGCCUCCAAAGCGAUAUCAGAGGAUUAUUAGAAUUGAUUAGGCGUGCUCGGCAGGAAAAAUGUUGGUCCCAUGAAGGCAUCCAAUUUUACGAAAUUACGCCAGCAGACAUACCAGCUCCUCUCGAUUACGCCUGUGAUCAGGUAAAGGAAGACGCUCAGAAUCUACAAUACAAAAAUAAUUUGGCAACUUUGCAAGAUAAAGAGAGAAGAUUGCGCGCGAGUUUAACAGAUUUGGAAGAAAAGCUAUCAGAGUCAAACAAACAAAUUUCACAAAAAGAUGAAACGAUUAAGAAAUUCAUGUCUCAAGUGCAGAAUCUUAGAAACAGUCUUAAAGGAAGAUCUUCUUUUGCUGAUCAUAUUACGCUCUGCGAUUCUGACGAUCUUGAGUUUACGGUCAUGCAAAUGGCUGAGAUUUUGGAAAGUGCAUUUGUUGCCAAAAAUUUAGAAGUUGAAACCCUGCAACAACGCCUGCAAGAAUCCAACGCGAAACUAGACAAGCUUCUGCAUGAGAACGAGCAGUUUGAAGAAAACAACAAGCAGAUUCGGAAACUAGAAUCUCAACUUGCUACCCUCCAAAAAGAAUCUCUGGAAUCCAGAGAAGCUUUGGCUUCAGAAGUGGCAGACAAACACGACCAGGUGAUGUCUCUUCGGAAAGAAUUGCAGUUGUUAGAAGAAGAGUGUCGUCAUUUAAACAUGCAUGUUCAGUUCAAGGAAGGUGUUAUUAAAAAAUUAAGGGAGGAACGCGCACAAACAAAGGAAAAAGCGAAAGGAGAAUCAGUUUGUAAUAAAGACACUUGCAAUGAACCUGAUCACGAAUCCGUGAUCGCGACAUUCCUGCAACAGUUUAAAAGGAUGGAAGAAUUUAGAAUGUGUACUGUAGAAGCUCAGGCAGCAACUGAAGAUUUAAGAGAAGAAAUGGAAACUGUUAUUUGCAAUUUUAAUUCUCGCCAUGAAAAGUACUGUGAGUUAAACAAACUUAUAGCUGAAGUACAAAAUUAUUUAUUAUCCACAAAGGAGAAAAUUUCUGAGACAAUAAAUCAGUUAAAAUUGCAGGAAGAUGAAAGGUCGAGAUAUAAGGACAGAAUUUCGACAAGUAGAAACAAAUUAAAGGGUAUGAAAAAUGAAAUUAAUCAGUCUCGAGUGAAAUUUUCUCGAUGUGUUAGCAGUAUGCAAGAAAAUAAUCAGAAAUUUGGUUCUGUUGAAUUCGCUGAGAUUUAUACUUCUAAUGAUGUACUAAAUAUGGUUGUGGAUGAAGUUGAAGAUGUUGUCUCAAAUCUAACAAUCUUCCAGUCACGGGAGCAUUCUGCAGUUUCCCUGCUAUCAGAAUUGGAUUCGCAACUUUCAACUGUUGAGAACAACUUGAAAAAGUUAUUCGUCAAGAGUCAGGAAGUCCUACAAGAAAAUGAAGUCAAUCAGAAAAUAUUCGAAGAACGGGAAAAAUGCAUCGAAAAAUCGGAAAAGGAGCUCGACUACGCUCACACGAACAUGCAGGACGUUCUCGAAACUAUUUCCUCCGCAUUAGAUGAAAUAAACGAAUUCGAUAUUGUGAAGAAUAGCCAAAUUUCGAAUCAGGAUGUUAAUGAGAUUGUAAAAGUCAAGGAAGAGUAUCACAAAUUGAGGAAGGAAUACGACAAACUGAGAAUGAACACGAUCGAGGUCUCUCAUAAAAAAGAAGUCGAUGAAAGGAUCAGUGAAUGCAACUGUAGAAUUAUAAAUUUGGUAGAUCAAGUGCGAGAUUUGCAAAAUGAGGUGAAAAUUCGUCAGGAAGCGAAUCUGAUUCUAAAAAAUAAUAUCGUGUCACUAGAAGAUGAAUUGAAUUGCGCAUAUAAAAAAUGCGAAGCACACAGGAGGAGUUAUUCAACAGAAAGUAUGGAACUAAAUAGAAAAAUCUUUGAUUUAGAAAGCACUAUGAAGUUGCAGAAGGAAAUAGAAUCGAAACUCCGCAGAAGUUUGACUUCCAGUGAACUCGAGCUUAAAAAAUCACAAGAUAUGCUGAAAUUAUGUCACACAAGUUCCGAGGGUACUUUUUCGUUGUGUGGAACAUCAUUCGAGCUCAAAGGAGUUCCACAGUCUUUUAAAGUUCUUCAAGAGACGAUUCAUCAAACGAGAAGCGGUCUUCUUGAUCUCGGAAAUGAAAUGAAGAAAUUGGUAUGUGAAGUAUCUUCUCACUCUUGUUCUUCUACAACUUCCGUAAAGUCAGCAAUCGACAUGCUUGAAAAAUAUGGAACGAGCGUCGAAAGUUGCUUCGCAGAAAUGGAAAAACUGCGAAGCGCUUUGUAUUCUAAGGACAAACUUUUGGAUGAUAAGGAGGCGAUCAUCACGAUUCAAAAAGACACAAUACUCUUGACUCAAAACGAACUCAAAGAUCUACACGCGAAGUUACAGGAUAAGGAUCAAUUGCGAAUUCGUACGUGCGAUUGUGAAAUUUUGAAAUCUCAGAUUGAUAGUCUCCAAAAGAGAAACCGGCUUCUUGAUGAACAAUUCAAAAGUGCAAACAUUUUGUGGGAAAAGACAGAAUUGGAACUAAAAUGCUGUCUAGAAAAGCAAAAAAAGUUCUUUUUGACGAAAAGCGUUGAAUGCAAAAUAAGUGACCAAGAAAUUGAAUGUUUGCAGCAAAAAUCUAAUUCCCUGAUGGAAGAAAAUGCGAAUUUGAAGACAGAACUUGAAAAGUAUAGAAUGGAUUUUGAGAUUAUCAAAGAAGAAUUGCAAAAGCAGAGUGAAGUAUGUUUGUGCAUUCCAGAUUUAAAAUCCGAACUCCAAAAACUUAGUAAUGAAGCUAUGAAACUUAAAUCGGAAUUGGAAAAAGAAAAUGAAGAUUUAAAGUUGGAACUGAAAAAAUGUCAAGUGGAAUUCCAUAUUGUUGAAGAGGAAUUGAAAAAGCAGAGUGAAGAGUGCAUUCCUAAUUUAAAAUCAGAAUUGGAGAGACUAAAUUCUGAAAAUGAACAAUUAAAUAGUGAGUUAGAGGGAGGAAGAAAACUAAAUGAAGAAUUGAUGGAAAAAUUGCAAAUAGCAAAAGAUAAGGGAAUCAAACUUGAGGAACGAUUAUUGAAAUUGGAUGUUAAUCAAAGAGAGAUAAAAAAUCUGCAAGAGCAAAUAAAAUGCUACGAAUCUUGUAUGGCUGAACAAAAUGAAAUAAUUGAGCAACUAAAGGAAAAAUUGCUCUCCACUGAGCAACAAAAAGAAAACUGUAUUUCAGAAUUGAACAACUCGAAAGAAAUGAUUUGCAUUUUGAAGAGCUUAUUAAAAGAAAAGUCAGAUUGUAUGGUCAAAUUGCAGGCAGAUUAUCAAAUGAUUAAGAACGACAAUAAGAUUAUGAAAAUGGAGAAUGGUUUGUUUGAAAGUAAGGCAAAAGAAGACAUUUAUGAGUUAAAAAGCAAGAUAAAGGAAAUUCAAAUACAGCUUUGUAUUGCGGAGGGUAAUUACAAAACUGUUACUCAGGACUUUAAUAAAAGUCAAGAACUUCUACUGAAGACUGUGAACCGCGAGGCUGAAUUACAACAAACUCUAACGAACGUGGAGAAAAAUUUUUAUUCCAAAAUGAAGUGUGUGGAGAAAGAAGAGGCAAGACUGAAAGAUUUGGUAAAUAAAAUGAGGGAAGAACUUGAAGAAGCGAAAGAGGAACUUUCUUCUAAAAAAAUGGAACUUGAGCAAAUUCAAUCUGCUUGUAAUCUUUACUCCAGUCAACUUCAAAACACACAUUAUGACCUUCAGGGUUUAAAAGGAAAUCUCCUCAAGUUGGAAGAAACGAAUUGUUACUUGAAACAAAAAUUACAAAAUUGCCGAGAAGAAUACUCUUCGCUUUUAAAACAGAAAAAAUUGCUCGAACAAAAUAACUGCAAGUGCAUAAACGAGCUGGAGGGCAUGCACAAAUCUUUGAUCGGCUUGCGAAAGGAGUGCAAAGUUAAGACUAAAUCCCUGGCAUCUAUGACUGUCGAAUUGACUCAGGCUACAGCCAGCAGAUCGGAAUUAUGCAACGAAUCUCAAUAUGUUGUUUCUUGUAUCCGGGACUGGAUGGAAGAACAGAAAAGUGUCGUGGAUUCCUUGACUUCAAAACUGAAGACAAAGCAACAGCAGCUUAUAAAUCUCAGUUUCGAAAAGAAGGCUUUGAUAGCAAAGGUGAAAGAACAAAGGCGAAUUGUCAAUGCUUUUCUGCAAAGAAGAAAACGCUUCCUGAAAUCUAUGGGACAAGGUGGAAAAAACAUUUGUAAAUGUUCUUCACCUAGUUGGGGAAUUAGACCCAAUUCUCGAUUUUCUAAGAGAUCAUUAGUUGGGCCGGUUAAAACGGCUCGUAAAAAAUCAGUUCACACAAAUUCCUGGUUUUUCCCGAGGAUAGCAUAUUUAGAAAAAGUCUUGAGGAUAGGCAACGAAAUUUUCAGCAAAGAAUCUGAAAGCGACCCCGGACUCGAUGAGAAUCGAGAUUGUGGAUAUCAAUCUUCUACCAGCAAAUGACGACGAAUCAAGUGAAGAAAUAUCGUGUUGGUGAAUUGUAAUCUCAGGAAACCCUUCGAUGACGAUGUAAAUUCCAAGACUUAGGGAAAACUCGUAUCCGACUAACCGUAAACCAAAGCAUUUUUAAAUGACGAUUUUGCCUUUUUUAUAGACAUAUUAUUGACGAGUUUUUUUAUA